This is a messenger RNA of Prunus persica (peach), 984 nucleotides long. RefSeq names its product small ubiquitin-related modifier 1. Bases 280 to 669 code for a protein of 129 amino acids. Gene Ontology annotation, cellular component: nucleus. Gene Ontology annotation, biological process: protein sumoylation. Lineage: Eukaryota; Viridiplantae; Streptophyta; Magnoliopsida; Rosales; Rosaceae. The record is from RefSeq and is a predicted model, not a curated record. The transcript has 3 exons. Gene Ontology annotation, molecular function: protein tag activity; ubiquitin-like protein ligase binding.
UGAUUCCACUCUUGAUUAUUGAUGUUUUUGAAGUCAUAAUUUUAUUUACCAAAAGAGGGAAAGUCACGGGUCAGUCUCUGAAGUUGGGUGCAGCACGUAACUAUGCCAAAUCUAUUACAUUGAUUGAACCUCACCUGCUCCUCUUCAAAGCUAUGUACGUACGUAUGUACCUUUCCAGACAAAACUUAUAAAAAACAAAACAAAAACGAAAAGACACAAAGCUAGUUUUGCGUGAUCGAGCUCCCAAAAACAGAAUUGACCAUAAAAAUAAAAAAAAAAAUGCUCCCAAAAACAGAACUCAGACCAACAAAAAAAAUAACUCCCAAGAACAGAACUUCUGACCCCAGAAAAAGCUCCCAAGAACAAGAACACAACACAGAGAAAAGAAAAACCCUAGCUCUUAAGAUGUCUGGAGGUCGAUCUGAUGAAGACACUGUGCGUCUCAAAGUUCAGUUCAACAAGGAUGGAGUUCAAACUUUUUUCCGGGUUAAACGAAGCACCAAACUGCAAAAACUCAUGGAAGCAUUCUGUAAAAAUCGUUCCCUUGACCCCAAAUCAAUAGAAUUCACGUUUGAUAGCGUCCGACUCGAGAAGAACAAAACUCCUGAGCAGCUUGGAAUGGAAGAUGGUGAUCUGAUCGAUGCCCUUGUGUCCGGUGAUGGAGCUUAAAAAGUUAAAGCAAUCAUGAUGUAUAUGCAGGAAGGAAUUUGUGAAAAUUUGGAUUUCAUUUUCGACUGUUGAACUUUAUUAGAUAUUGAGAUGGGUGUUAGUUUUUUGGAAAAACAGUUUGAACGUGAACCAUAGGAUAACAGCAGUCAAAAAAUCUUGCCAGUCCAGCCCAUUAGCCUUGGUGGCACUGGCCAGGUACUAAUAUGAUGUUUGUGUCUUUGUUCUUGCUCUGCUAAAGCUUGCACUAGCAAGUUUUGUUUCCUAAUCAACAUUGAUGCUCUCCUUAUCUAAUCCUUAAUCUUCUGCUGUGUUAUA